Messenger RNA from Tetrahymena thermophila SB210, 1470 nucleotides. Its product is annotated as FHA domain protein. NCBI's taxonomy places the organism in Eukaryota, Ciliophora, Oligohymenophorea, Hymenostomatida, Tetrahymenidae. The record is from RefSeq and is a predicted model, not a curated record. Gene Ontology annotation, molecular function: mRNA binding; protein binding. The transcript has 6 exons.
AUGGAUUUCUAAAAGUUAAGAGAAAUUUUACCAAAAGAUCCUUUAAUUUGGUCUUAAGAGGAUGUUUUAGAAUGGUUAAAGUUUAUAGGUCUUGAUAAAUAUGCUCCUUAAUUUAAGGAAAACACAAUUGACGGUUCUUGCUUAAACACUUUAACCAGCGAUGACUUAUAAAAUCAUCUAAAAAUUGAUAAUGCCAUCUAAAGAAAAAAAAUUUUAAACUGGAUUUCAGUUGGAAUACAAACCUACUCAUAGUAUUUAAAGACUUUUCAAGAAGAAUCAAAGCCCAAUUAAAUUGUUCUAAGUGAACUGAAUUAAAAUUCAUAAUAAAUUAUGAUGAUAGAUAAAAUAAAGGCUAAUAAUUAUAAGAAAAUGUAAAGUUUUGAAGAAACAAAUGUUUCUAAUCGUUAAUCUAUCUAAAAUUUUGCAAACGAAGACAAAUAUUUAUUUGAAAUGAACACUAACAAUGUAAAAUAAAGCUUCAAUGAUAAAUUUCAAGGAAAUGCUUACAAACAAGAUAAUUAAAGACUUAGAUUGCCAGUCUGCAACAGUAAGCUUGACUCAUCUUCAGAAGAAGACAAGGAAAACAUAGAUGAAUAUACUUAAGCAGUAGAUUAAUAAAAUUUAGAAGUAAACAAUAAUACCAGCGAAGAUUAAACUGCUUUAAAAAAUGUUCUAAUUAUUGAACCUGUUGAAGGAAUAUAAACUAAUUUCUUUUGUGUUAAGGAGGAUGGUGGUAAAAUUGGAAGACACUCCUCAAAUCAAAUUUUGAUUUUAGAAGAAUCUAUUUCAAGGUACCAUGCAGAGAUAGUUUAUCAAGAUAAAAAAUUUUUCAUAAAAGACAUUGGUUCAUCCACAGGUACAUUUAUAAAGGUGAAAGACAGAGUCCCUAUUACACUAGGGAUGCUUUUUGAAAUGGGCUCAUUUUAGUUUGAAGUUUCUGAUCUAGAUUUUGAAAAUUAAAUUAUAGAUUUAGAUAUAUUAGAAGAUUCAAAGCCAACAAACCCUAAGCAUUAUAAGUUGGAAAUAAAGAACUCAGGAGACUAACCAGGAUUUGUAUCAAUAGGUAGAAAACCAUCAAAUAAAAUAAAACUUCCUGAUGACUAACAUCUUUCAAAUGUUCAUGCUAAAAUAUACUUCAUGAAUAAUUAAUUCUUUUUAGAAGACAAUGCUUCAACAAAUGGAACUUGGAUUAGACUAAGUAAAGAAGGCUAUACAAGUGAAACCUGGGAAAUAUAAAAUAAUACAAUCAUUAAAAUUGGUUCUACUAGCAGUUAUAAUUGCAGAUUUGAUCACGAAGUUUAGAAAGAAGCAUUAAAUGAUGCUUGCUUUAUUUGCUUCUCCUAGGAUAAGGAUGCUGUUUUUCUACCUUGCAGACAUAACUCUUCAUGUAUCAAAUGCUCAAAAACCCUAUAAGUCUGUCCUAUUUGCAGAACAAAAAUAGAAGAUGUUGUAAAAAUUUUCAAAGCAUGA